GCUGGAUGGGGUGUAAUGUAACAGCAGCUCCCGUUGGCUGAUGGGCGGAUACGUCAGCACCUCAUACAGCUUAUGUGUGUUUCGUAGACUGUGGCGGUCAGAAGAAAUAAGUAAUGUAUAACAGGUCAUGCACGAGACUGGUUGAGACUGUAUCCAUCUCAUUUUCGCACGGCGUUAAAAAGACAGGAAAGGAACUGCGGCAUCACUGGAAACGUCAUUGCAAGGAUUCUGUCAUCUUGGAAACCUUCGGUGUACUUUAAUAUCUACCAGCGGAAUUUGAUCGUUUGGAAAUAACUUUUCUUUUCAAAAUGACGAUUAAAUGUACCUUUUUGGCGCACCUGUUACUGUUUUGGGUUGGAUAUGAAACUGAAGCAACUGACGCUGCUGGAAUAAGCGCGCGCGACAGCGAUCUACUACUGCACAUCCCGACAGACGCGCUCGUGCCCACAGACGCGCUCUCGCAACACAUGCAUAAACUGUAUGAGAAAUACAACACUGAGCUUAAUCGACCUAAAGACGGAAAUACUGUAAGAAGCUUUAAAGCAAAACCUGAGAAUGUGGAGCAGAGGGUCUUGUACUGGCUGAAUCUUACAUCCCUUCAGGAGUCUGAGGUGAUUCUCACGUCUACAUUUCACUUCUUCUUUGACAAACGGCCACGCCAGAGGUCCUGGUUCUGCAAGCGCUUCAAGAACCCAUCUUGUCGCGUUCAGAACUACAAUCAUCUACCUUCUUUUUGUCUUCUUUUUCGCUCUCCCUCCUCUGGCUUUGCUGCAGGAUCGCUACUUGGAAACAUCACCGUUGUUCCUCACAGACGUGGAACCUGGCUGAGCAAGGAUGCGUCUGUCAUUAUAAAAGAGGCCCGAGAUAAGAAUCACCUUUUGAUGUCAGUGGAGCUGGACUAUGGAGAGAAGUAUCAAAGAUAUCAGGACCAACUCUCACCGUCCAAUCUUCCAUACUUGCUGGUGUAUGCUGAUGACCUGGCCAUAUCAGAGCCCAACAGCGUGGCUCUGAGCUUACAAAGAUACGACCCUUUCCUCGCAGACCAUCAGCCAAGUCCAUCACCGGAGAUUGCACCUGACAUACGCGUGAAGCGCGAACUGGACACAGAUUUUCCUGAUCCUAUCGAGAACAAUGAGCUCCCCGAGGUGGAGUACGACAGUUUCAAACAGCAUGAUAUGUGGGAAAGCGCUUACUUUGCCCUCAAGCCAAAGCCUUUUAAAAAAGAGCGCCGGAGAAAAGGCCAGGAGCAUGUUGAUGGAUUCAGCAAGUCUCAGGUUCUCAAGUUUGAUGAGAAAACCAUGAAGAAAGCUCGGAGGAGGCAGUGGAAAGAACCUCGCAGCUGUUCCAGGAGAUACCUGAAGGUGGACUUUGCCGAUAUCGGCUGGAACGAAUGGAUCCUGUCUCCCAAGUCGUUCGAUGCUUUCUACUGUGCGGGAACGUGUGAAUUUCCCAUACCAAAGGUGGUCCGACCCUCCAACCAUGCCACCAUCCAGAGCAUAGUCAAGGCGGUUGGUAUCAUUCCAGGCAUCCCAGAGCCCUGCUGUGUCCCCGAGAAGAUGAAACCUCUUGGUGUACUGUUUCUGGAUGAGAGCAAAAACAUUGUAUUGAAGAUUUACCCAAACAUGUCUGUGGAGACAUGUGCUUGUAGAUAGACUGGCUGAUCGGUGGAAUGAUCACAAACGGGCAUUGUUGUGGUUUGGACACAAGAACUGAGACAUAUUGUCUGUAGUAUGCACUUGUUAGAAAGUGCACACAUUGAGGUUGUUUUUAAGGACUGCAUCUUACCAGCUUGUGUAUUGAACAACCUUCCAUUUUAUGUGAUAUUCAUUUCCUCUUUUUAUCCAUAAGGGAUCUCUUUCAUUGUAUAUGAGUAACAUGAGCACUUACGUUCACUUAUAAGAUAAUAUCAGCAUGACAUAUGAGGCUGUUGUAAUCAUACAAAUGUAAAAUAGUGAAUGUACAACAAGGUUUUAUUGUAUAAAGAAUAUAACAUAAGGUCAGUAUUGAUAUUUCGUUAUUCAGAAUGCUGGAUGUAGGGACCAUUACAACUUUACCUUGCAAUUAUGUUGUAUAGCUUAGUCUUAGGGUUAUUCGAACGCAAAAAAUCCAGUAUAGGUGAAAAUAAUCUGUAAGCAUUUACAAAAGCUAUUAGCAUGACUGCAAAGCAGUCUGGUAGUUCAGUUUAAAGGCUAAUCUGAGCUUAGUUUUGAAUAAAACUAACUUUGGGAAAAAAAACUUUAACAAUUUUGUUGUUAAAGAAAACAUUUUGCAGCACAGACUCCUCCUGUGUGUUUGUUUUAUUUUAACAGAUGUUACACAAGAUUCAUUUGUGAAUAGACUAUCUUGUGUUUUGUCACAUUUUCUACAGUACAUUCACUGAAAAAAAAUUAUUCAUUAAAUUUACUCAAUUAUUUAAGGUAAGUGGUUGCAAUCAAUUUAUUUA
Molecule: messenger RNA, 2443 nt
Organism: Misgurnus anguillicaudatus (oriental weatherfish)
Lineage: Eukaryota; Metazoa; Chordata; Actinopteri; Cypriniformes; Cobitidae
Gene: gdf10a
Product: growth differentiation factor 10a
Biological process (GO): positive regulation of osteoblast differentiation
Cellular component (GO): extracellular region
Molecular function (GO): growth factor activity; cytokine activity
Source: RefSeq, a predicted model, not a curated record